CGCUUCUCUGCUCUUCUCAUCUAUUGCUGCAGAACUUUAUGACGCUGUAUUUCACUGAAAUGAGCUUGGAAUAGAAAAUGCAUAACAAGUACGAGAUAUGGACUAUCAAGCCAGCUCCCCCAGAUAGUAAGUCCAUAGCUGAUUCUCUCCAAGUCAAGCACACUAUCCCAGUUAGUUUCUAAUUCCAAUUAAUCAAGUACACACACACCUUUCACUUUCACUCCUGAGUCUACUAAUCACCUGUUAAUCAAUAGGAGUGAAUUAUUAUAACAUCAGCCGAGUUAACAUGUUUAUCUACAUAGUAUAAGAUGUCAUUCCUUAAGAGCAAGCUAUGGUAACAUUUAAAUUAGGGUAAGAUUUACUGCAGAUUAAUCUAGGAUAUACUUCAUUCUAAGCUCAAUGGAUAUAGUGGUGUGGAAUUGCACAACACAGAAACAGUCGCUUUUGCUCCUCGCAUCUCUGCGAACCUUUUUGCCCAUUCACACUAAUCCCAUUUGCCUACUUAACUUUAGACCAAUAUCAUUCUAAGUCUUGUUUAUUUGAGUGCCUCUCUAAAUGUCUGAUUCCACCACCACCUCUGCCAACGAAUUGCAAAUAUCAUCCACUUUUGCUUUAAAUUAUUUUUUAAAUUCUUCUGCUUAUCUUAAAACUAUGCCCUCUAUGUGCCCAAUUUAAUUGUAUACUGUUUUAUCUUGGCACGAGUCAAACUCCUCCAUUCAGGGAAAUCAAGCCCAGCCUGUCCAUUCUUUCUCCAUAACUAAUGUUUCCCGAUCUAAGCAAUCAAGGCUGUGCUGUAUUUCUAAACGACACUAAACUAAACAUCCCGAUGAAGCUUCCCUGCAUACUCCCCAGCCCCAGUGGAACUUCACUCAUGUGAAAAGACAAAACUUAAUGACGUAAUUGGCCCCGUCGGUGAAUGGCGUCAGUAGAAUCGCUUGUGAAUUACGUCACCCGACGCCGGGUCGCGUGACGUCACGGGCCAAGGCUCCGCCCAUCGCUUGCGCCGCAAUCCUGAAUACGCAUGCGCAUCCGGCAAACUCCAGCUGCCAAAUGUGCCUUUUUUUAAAUAAGCAAUUGUUUUAAAACAUCUAACACCAGCACUGGGGGUUUGUAGACGAUACACGUGUGAGUGUUGCAGUUGGCUUCAAGUAGUGGCUCCGGUUGACCUUCAGUCUGGUUGACCCCCGCGACCCGGCCCGUGUCCCGCCACAUGGAUCCAGGGCAGGAGGGGGAGGGGGAGGGGGACCGUGGCUACGGGCUGUUCCCCCAGCACAAGGGGAGCAAAGAUAAGAAGGGCCUGCUCGCCGAAAGUCUCUUCACCUUCAACCACAAGUGCCAGCUGAUGCUGAAAGUCGCCCUGGACACGAGUCCUUUUGCAAAACUACUUAUGGAUGCCAUGAAAAGUUCAGGGUGCACCGUAUAUAAGGAUCGUCACUUCUCCUGUGAAGACUGUGAUGGAACUGUCAGUGGAGGUUUUGAUGCUGAAAUAUCGCAGAUUGUCUUGUGCCAGAAUAAUAUCCACCAGCAAGAGCACAUGAACCGAGUCGUAACCCAUGAAUUAAUCCAUUCGUUUGAUCACUGUCGUGCGCAUGUGGAUUGGUUCAACAACAUAAAACACCUUGCCUGCUCAGAGAUUCGAGCUGCUAAUCUCAGUGGUGAAUGCACGUUUGGGAACGAAUUGAGCAGAUUCAAUUUUGGCAUAAAGCAGCACCAUCAAAAAUGCGUACGUGAACGAGCCUGCCGUUCGAUAUUAGCCGUUCGCAAAGUCAGUCGAGAAACUGCGAUGAAAGCUGUUGAUGAUGUUUUUGAUAGCUGUUUUAAUGACCAUGAACCCUUUGGAAGAGUUCCACACAAUAAAAGUGAUGCAAAAUACGCCUAUAGGGAUUUUCAGAAUCGAAAUAGAUUUUACACAAAUCUUUGAAAAUGUAUCUGGUGACACAGUAGUAAUGUUUUAUUAAUUUGUAAUAAAAAUCUAUAAACACAAUUAUAAAAUCCAUUGCACUGGAAUCUAUUAUUGUUUUACAAGUAUGACAAUUUCCCUGAACAUGUUUUUUUCGAUCAACUUGUUAAGCAAAAUUCUUGUGCUUGACUGGAUGUAGACCCUUUCAGAAUUUUAAUUUUUUAAUUUUUUUUAAUUGUUUAUCUUUUCACUAAAGUAUAUUUCAGGUUGUGGUUUGUUAUGCCACGUUUGUACAUAAUGACUAUAAUUACCACAGAAUAACAUAUAUUGUAUGAAGAAUAUAAUAUUAAAAGUGGCUCAUAAGCAUUCUCAUGGUGCCAUUCCAUUCAAACCAA
This is a messenger RNA of Leucoraja erinaceus (little skate), 2295 nucleotides long. It is a transcript of the gene atp23, whose product is annotated as ATP23 metallopeptidase and ATP synthase assembly factor homolog. Gene Ontology annotation, molecular function: metalloendopeptidase activity. Gene Ontology annotation, biological process: mitochondrial proton-transporting ATP synthase complex assembly; mitochondrial protein processing. Bases 1211 to 1921 code for a protein of 236 amino acids. The record is from RefSeq and is a predicted model, not a curated record. The transcript has 7 exons. Gene Ontology annotation, cellular component: extrinsic component of mitochondrial inner membrane. Lineage: Eukaryota; Metazoa; Chordata; Chondrichthyes; Rajiformes; Rajidae.